Molecule: messenger RNA, 2353 nt
Organism: Pocillopora verrucosa
Lineage: Eukaryota; Metazoa; Cnidaria; Anthozoa; Scleractinia; Pocilloporidae
Product: 5'-AMP-activated protein kinase subunit gamma-1
Biological process (GO): regulation of catalytic activity; protein phosphorylation
Cellular component (GO): nucleus; cytoplasm; nucleotide-activated protein kinase complex
Molecular function (GO): protein kinase regulator activity; AMP binding; protein kinase binding
Source: RefSeq, a predicted model, not a curated record
CUUGUUCAUCGCGGAGUUGUUAUUGCAAAACGAACGAUGUCGUCUGAUGCCUUGAACGGGAUGGAAGUAACCGCCGAUAAGAAAAUCAUUUGGAUCAAACUAUUACAAGCGUGUUUAUGUGGGGGAAUGACUGCUUAAAGCUACCUGUCAUAUCAUGUUAGAGACAUGAUAACCCUGAACUUCAUCAUAUGGUCAACAGGGGAUAAAAGUGUUAUUCCUUGUAAAGCUUUCAUUGUUGGAAACUGGGUCACUUCAAGGUUCAUCCCAAUCUUCUCACAUGCAAAAAAUGGCUGACACCACAGUGGCAGUCCGCAGAAAUUAUUGGAAAUUUUGUUUGGAACAGUAUGGAAACAGGAAUUCAAUAGGAGAUAGAUUGUGGAGAAGUGCUGAAAUGGAGAAUCUACAUGUUAAAGAUGACCACAAUGCAUUUGUAAUUCCUGGCUUGAAUUAUCCACAAUCAUGCAACUCAAAUGACGAUGGUUUGCCGCAAGAACAACAGUCAUCAAGGGAAUGGGUCCUGGAGUGGAACAGAAAAAGUGACACCAGCGAGGUUGAGCACUAUCUUCAGCAGAUGCAGAGGUCAAAUAGCUCAUCAGCCCCUGAAACAAACUCAGAUUCGCCGUCAGGGAGUUUUGCUCGUAGUAGCUCAUUGCCAAGAACAGCAGGUCUGGAAGAGGAACAGAUGGAAAGUGAGCCAUUUGAAAUCCAGAAUUUGUCACGUUCACCAAGCAAGAAACUCAUGGAACUGAGGCAGACCAGGGGUGAGGUGACAUCCGAUGAAGGGAUCGCAGAUGAUGGCAGAGGAGCAGGUCAAGUCUUUGCUCAAGAUGAUGAUGUGGAGGACAUGAUGGAAUAUGCAACAUCAGAUGAGGAUGAAACCUACAUGUAUACCAACUUUCUCAAGACAAGAACUUGUUACGACAUCAUGCCGAAAAGCUCCAAGAUUGUAGUGUUUGAUACCAAGCUAAGGGUUAAGAAAGCAUUUUUUGGACUGGUUGCCAAUGGUGUUAGAUCUGCACCUCUCUGGGACAGUGAAAAACAUACCUUUGUUGGAAUGCUUACUAUUUCAGACUUUAUCAACAUUCUUCGCCACUAUUACAAGUCACCAUUGGUCCAAAUAGAUGAAUUAGAGGAAUAUGAUAUUCAAGCUUUUCGAGAUUAUGAUGAUUCCAACUUGAGGCCUGAGUUGAUUCAAAUAUCACCGAUGCAGAGUCUACUUGAUGCUGUCAAGACAUUGGUGGAGCAUAAAAUCCAUCGACUUCCUGUACUUGAUCCUGUAACAGGAAAUGCUCUUUAUAUCCUGACCCACAAGAGAAUCCUGCGAUUCAUGUUUUCAUCUUUGACACAAACCAGUCCACCGGAGUUCAUGAAUAACACACUGAAAGAACUUGGAAUUGGAACGUACCGUGAUGUAGCUGUGAUAUCUCCUGAGACUCCACUGAUAACAGCCUUCCAUAUGUUUUCUGAAAAGAGAGUUUCUGCUUUACCAGUGGUUGACGAGAGUGGGGUUGUAGUUGAUAUUUAUGCAAGAUUUGAUGUUAUUAAUUUGGCUGCUGAGAAAACUUACAAUAACCUGGAUAUUACUGUAAAGAAGGCACUUGAACACAGAGCAGAUGGAUUUGAAGGAGUCCAUACGUGUUGCUUGGAUGAAACACUACACACCAUAAUUGACAGAUUAACUGAUGCAGGGGUUCAUCGUCUUGUAAUUGUUGAUAAAGAAGGUCACUGCAUUGGGGUGUUAUCUCUGUCAGAUAUUCUUAAGUUUUUGGUGUUGAGACCUUUGCAGGGAACAUCAUUCAGUAAUCACGCCCCUGGGCCUAUGGAAUAAUCAGCUUGGUGCUGAUUACAUAAAAAAAAAUACAGCAGUUAUCAAUGUAGCAGAGGAGUUGGUGGGAGACAAAUCUGUCGGGAAAGAUAAUGGGCAAAAAACACUUAAUUUACCAAGUUACAUGCUAUCACCUGAUUCCAAGUUGAUCAAAUCCUCUGGAAGGGAAAGCCAGGGCAUUUACUACAUCUACUUGACUUUUGUUAGUAUAAUUGACCCAAGAAGUGCGUUCUUCAUCCACUGUUCUUCAACAGUGGAGGAAAGAGAGACAUAUUAGGUAGAUGGCAAAAAUGGAAAUGGUUUUGAAGAAGGAUUGGGAUCUUGUAGUUUGGAAAUAGGUUAAGUUAAGGGAAUUUUAUACUUUUAGCAAACUUUUGUGACUUUUAUUUGAGGUUAAGGUAUUGUAUGUAUUAAUUAAGAAGGGUUGAAGCAGGUUUUCUCUACUUCAUUAAGCAUCCAAGUUAUCUCUGCAUAACAAUGUCUCGGAGGGCUUGGUCCAUAAAACUUCAAGGAAUCAUGAUGAAUAAC